CCGUGCGGCCCCGCGUGGACGCGGCGUCGGCGCGGCGGGGUGGGUUCCGCUUUGUCUGCGCUCCACCUGAGCGCGGGGAAGUUGGCGUUCCGAGGCAGGGCGCACCUAGCGCGCGCGCUCUCCGGGAUCCCCGCGGUCCGCCCCGGGCGAGCCGGCGGGGGCGCCUAGGGAGCCGGGGAGCAGCCCCUCCCAUGGGUCCCCGGCACCAGAGCGCAGAGUCGCGGGGCGCGGACCGCAGUUAUGUCAAGAUGCCCUCUUUCCUGUUGCUGGAAGCCCUCUGCCUUUUCCUGUUUGCUGGAGUGCCCCCAUCCCUCCCUCUGCAGGAAGUCCACGUAAGCCAGGAGACCAUUGGGAAGAUUUCAGCCGCCAGCAAAAUGAUGUGGUGCUCGGCUGCAGUGGACAUCCUGUUUCUGAUAGACGGCUCUCACAGCGUCGGGAAAGGGAGCUUUGAAAGGUCCAAGCACUUUGCCAUCACGGUCUGUGACGCUCUGGACAUCAACCUCAGGAAGGUCAGGGUGGGAGCUGUCCAGUUCAGUUCUGCUCCUCGUCUGGAAUUCCCCUUGGAUGCAUUUUCAACCCAACAGGAAGUGAAGGCCAAAAUCAAGGGGAUGGUUUUCAAAGGAGGGCGCACAGAGACAGGCCACGCUUUGAAAUACCUCCUGCGCAAAGGGUUCCCUGGGGGCAGAAAUGCCUCUGUGCCCCAGGUCCUGGUCAUCGUCACUGACGGGAGGUCCCAAGGGCACGUGGCCCUGCCAGCCAAGCAGCUGAAGCAGAGGGGCGUCGCUGUGUUUGCCGUGGGGGUCCGCUUCCCGAGGUGGGAGGAGCUGCACACACUGGCCAGUGAGCCAUGGGAGCAGCACAUACUGAUGGCUGAGCAGGUGGAGGACGCUGCCAACGGCCUCUUCAGCACCCUCAGUGGCUCUGCCAUCUGCACCAUCACCUCUCCAGAAUGCAAGGUCCAGCCUCACCCCUGUCAGCGCAAGACACUGGAGACAGUCAGGGAGCUUGCCGGCCACGCCCCAUGCUGGAGAGGAUCUCGGGGGACCGACGCCAUGCUGGCUGCGCUCUGUCCCUUCUCCAGCUGGAAGAGAGUGUUCUUAACCCACCCUGCUACCUGCCACAGGACCAUCUGCCCAGGCCCCUGUGACUCCCAGCCCUGCCAGAAUGGAGGCACAUGUGUUCCAGAAGGACUGGACAGGUACCACUGCCUCUGCCCGCCGGCCUUUGGAGGGGAGGCUGACUGCGCCCCGAAGCUGAGCCUGGAGUGCCGCGUCGACGUCCUCUUCCUGCUGGCCGGCUCGGCGGGCACCACCCCGGAGGGCUUCCUGCGGGCCAAGGCCUUCGUGAAGCGGUUCGCGCAGGCGGCGCUGGGCGAGGACUCCCGGGCGCGCAUCGGCGUGGCCCGCUACGCCGCCGAGCUGGCGCUGGCCGUGCCGGUGGGCGAGUACCAGGACGUGCCCGACCUGGUCCGGAGCCUGGACGCCGUGCCCUUCGGCGGCGGCGGCGGCGCCACCCUGACGGGCAGUGCCUUGCGGCAGGCGGCGGAGCGCGGCUUCGGGAGCGCCGCCAGGACGGGCCAGGACCGGCCCCGCCGGGCGGUGGUCCUGAUGACCGAGGCGCGCUCCCAGGACGAGGUGGCUGGCCCGGCGCGUUUCGCGAGGGCCCGGGAGCUGCUGCUGCUGGGCGUGGGCAGCGAGGCCGUGCGGGCGGAGCUGGAGGAGAUCACGGGCAGCCCGGAGCGCGUCAUGGUCUACACCGGCCCGCAGGACCUGUUCAGCCAAAUCCCAAAGCUGCACGGGAAGCUAUGCAGCCGGCAGCGCCCAGGCUGCCAGGCCCAGUCGCUGGACCUGGUCUUCAUGUUGGAUGCUUCAGCCUCAGUGGGGCCUGAGAACUUCGCCCAGAUGCAGAGCUUCGUGAGAAGUUGCGCCCUCCAGUUUGAUGUGAACCCAGACGUGACGCAGAUCGGCCUGGUGGUGUAUGGCGGCCGGGUCCAGACUGCCUUCAGGCUGGAUACCCACCUCACCCGUGCUGCGGUGUUGCGGGCCAUGAGCCAGGCCCCCUACCUGGGCGGGGCGGGCUCGACAGGCAUGGCCUUGCUGCACAUCUAUGACAAGGUGAUGGUGGUCCACAAGGGUGCCCGGCCUGGUGUCCCCAAGGCUGUGGUGGUGGUCACGGGCGGGAGUGGGGCGGAGGAUGCGGCUGUCCCUGCCCAGAAGCUGAGGGACAACGGCGUCUCUGUCUUGGUGGUGGGCGUGGGGCCUGUCCUGACGGAGGCACUGCGGAGGCUUGCAGGUCCCCGGGACUCCCUGAUCCACGUGGCAGCUUACGAAGACCUGAGGCACCACCAGGACAUGCUCAUGGAGUGGAUAUGCCAAGAAGCCAAGCGGCCAGUUAACCCCUGCAGACCCAGCCCGUGCCUGAACAAGGGCACCUGCGUCCUGCACGACGGGAGCUACCGCUGCGAGUGCCGUGCCGGCGGGGAGGGCCCCCACUGUGAGCGCCGGACCUUGAGGGGAGAUGCCCCCAGGAUACGUGGCUCCAGCCCAGAGCCUGCAGGAGAGCAGCAGCCCUCCCAGCUGCUACCGAGAAGGCCCGGGCCCCCUGGGCGCUGAGGGGGGGGCCUGCCCUCAGUGGAGCAUCCUGUCUCGUGCGGCCCUUUUGAGUGUCUGCCUCUGGCUGUGUCUGGAAUCCUCCUGCCCUGCUUCCCGACCCAGGUAGAAGAGAGGGCUCGGCUGGAGAUGACCCUGCUUAGGGACAUGGUAGCAGUGGAUUUCACCCUCUAACAACGAUGUUGAAAACUCUACACGUGAAAAGUAAGUACCUACUGGGCUGGACCUGGUUGUGCCCUGCCGAGCUGGUGUCAUCUGCCACCUUUCCCCUGAGGAGGAACAGAGGAACCUGGAGACUUCUGAUGGCCUGUUGGAAGCUCACUUUGCCCACGACAAAUGCUAAAUAGAAUGUUGUUGGGACAGUCAUGCCCAACAGACGGCAGCGAUGCGGGUGUCAUUCAGAGCACUGCCGCCGUGGCAUUUCAGGAUGGACCCGGCGUGGACCUUCUCACACAUCUUUCCCCUGAGAUGUCCUGGGUGCAUUCGUUCUUAGUUUGACAAGGUGCUCGAGUGGCAUUUGUGCCUUGUUCCGGGACUGGAUGUGUGUGUGUGUGUGGGGGGUGGUUGGAAUGGCCAGACUGGAAGGUGAGCGAUCGCUUGUGAGGGAUGGGCUAAGUGUGCAAACAGCCCGGGUCUCCAGGGGACACGUGAGCUUGGCCUGGGCACUGAGCAGCACUCCCUCCCAGGGGCUUCUGUGAGUUUACUUAGGAGGGUUAAUUGUGGGGUGUUUCUGAGUCCUUGUCUUACUCUGCCUUUUGGGAACAAAAAAUUCUUAAACUCAAUACAGAAUAAAGAAAUUUA
Messenger RNA from Camelus dromedarius (Arabian camel), 3410 nucleotides. It is a transcript of the gene VWA2, whose product is annotated as von Willebrand factor A domain containing 2. Gene Ontology annotation, molecular function: calcium ion binding. The record is from RefSeq and is a predicted model, not a curated record. The coding region runs from base 192 to 2612 and encodes 806 amino acids. Lineage: Eukaryota; Metazoa; Chordata; Mammalia; Artiodactyla; Camelidae. The transcript has 14 exons.